UGCAAAGGAACAGGAUUUGAGACAGCCCAGGGUUUCCUCUUCUAGCGGGUUUAAAACAUUUUUUUUUUUCUCACUAACUUCCUUCCUGUUCUAACUGCCAGCACUCAGAAGUCACAGUUGAGAGACAGAGGCACCCCGGACAGAGACGCAAGCCACUGAAUAUCAAAAUGACUGAAAAUGAGCCAGACCCAAGCCUGGAAGUGGAGGAUGAUGAUGUGGAUGGGAAACUCAACUACAAGCCUCCACCUCAGAAGUCACUGCAAGAGCUGCAGGAGAUGGACAAAGAUGAUGAGAGUCUGGCUAAGUACAAGAAAACACUCCUGGGGGAUGGUCCUGUGGUGGCAGACCCAACAGCCCCUAAUGUCAUUGUCACCCGCCUUAGCCUGAUUUGUGAUAGUGCCCCAGGACCCAUCACCAUGGACCUCACUGGGGACCUUGAAGCUCUCAAAAAAGAAACAUUUGUGCUAAAAGAAGGAGCUGAAUAUAAAGUCAAAAUUAGCUUCAAAGUGAACAGGGAUAUUGUAUCGGGUCUAAAAUAUGUUCAGCAUACCUACCGUACUGGGAUGAAAGUGGAUAAGGCAACAUUUAUGGUUGGCAGCUAUGGGCCUCGGCCAGAAGAGUAUGAGUUCCUGACUCCAACUGAGGAAGCACCUAAGGGCAUGCUAGCCCGAGGCAGUUACCACAACAAGUCUUUCUUCACUGAUGAUGACAAGAACAACCACCUUACCUGGGAAUGGAAUCUGGCCAUUAAGAAAGAGUGGACAGAAUGAGUGUCUCUGCUCCUAUCUUUGCCUGGCCUUACCACUUGGAAGAAGAACCUUGUCAGUCAUGGUCACUGCCUGUUCCCUUCUCCCUGGUCACAGCUUCCCCCAUAGCUCCCCAAUAUUCCAUUACUGAUGAAUCUUCUCCCACAUUGUCUCUCAAAGUGGUGGCUAGCACAAGAUGUUUAAAAUCCAGCUUUACUCCUGCCCACUUCUCUGACUCCCCCAUCUUGGCAAGAUCUUCAAAAUUGACCUCAAUACAUAGAAUUUAGUAUUCCUCAUUAGAGCGGCUAGAUAAACAGGCAAAUUAUCACUAACAGUCCUUUCGUCAUGGGUUCCUGUAAUUCAUUCUCAUCCCUGGAUUCUUUUUCCAUUGCUGCUGACUCAAUGAAGGUCCCCAAUCACAUUCCCUGCCAGUUGGGGUUCUUCUUUUCUGGGAGCAUGAGAUAAUAAUAAAGCAGUUGCAUGAUCUGAUCAAAA
Erinaceus europaeus (western European hedgehog) is the source of this 1241-nucleotide messenger RNA. RefSeq names its product Rho GDP dissociation inhibitor beta (gene ARHGDIB). Gene Ontology annotation, biological process: Rho protein signal transduction. Gene Ontology annotation, cellular component: membrane; cytosol; cytoplasm. Lineage: Eukaryota; Metazoa; Chordata; Mammalia; Eulipotyphla; Erinaceidae. The record is from RefSeq and is a predicted model, not a curated record. The coding region runs from base 168 to 770 and encodes 200 amino acids. The transcript has 6 exons. Gene Ontology annotation, molecular function: protein binding; Rho GDP-dissociation inhibitor activity.